Molecule: messenger RNA, 2017 nt
Organism: Sitodiplosis mosellana (orange wheat blossom midge)
Lineage: Eukaryota; Metazoa; Arthropoda; Insecta; Diptera; Cecidomyiidae
Exons: 1
Coding region: 111-1886 (591 amino acids)
Source: RefSeq, a predicted model, not a curated record
AAUUCAUAUAGUAAACAGAUGCAGUGUGAGCGGAUUCAAAACCUCGAUUCUGAAAAUUAACACUAAAGAUAAAUAAAUUCAAAUGUAGAAAAAACCCAGUGAAAAAAAACAUGUCGAUAUUAAUCAAAAGUUUACAACGACUGAAAAUAAUCGUCGAUCACCGUCAAUCGUUUAAUAUUUUUCGAUCGUAUAGUUUCACAUUCAAUGAACAAUUUACCUACAAUGAGCAAAAUUACAUGCGAAAGGUGCUGAAAAGAACCAGUGGCUGUAUUUUAUUUGAUCCAUCAAAGAAUUUGAAAUAUCUCGUGUCGCCAAAAGAAUUUAGUGAAGGGAAUCAAACGAUGUUCAAUCUCGUAUCAGCUGUGAAAAAAGUGAAUACUCAUCAUCGGUCGGAUUUGGAAUACAGUCAGAAAUUGUUGGCCCCAUUGAAUGAUCAGUGUUUGGAGAAUUAUAAAGCAUGGCCAAUCAAUGAGCAGCUCUUUGCAUUGGAUGUUUGGCAUUUUGUGAGAGGCGGCAAAGAUUUUCCAUUUUUCGAAGCAGUUCUUACCAAUUUUCUGAAAGCGUUCUAUGGCCUAGAGGAUGGGCCUGCAUUACAAACUAUGUAUUAUGUGGCACGAUCAAAACGACAAUUGCAACCGAACGAAGAAGUGGUGGUCACGAAAAAGUUGGAAGAAAUCAUCAGUAGUUUAACGCUGGACGAAAUUUCCAUUUAUUGUUUAGCGUUAGUCAAAAGCGGAUGUCAAGUGGAUAGCGUGAGCCUAGUAAAAUCAUUGUAUGAAUCUUUAAUGAAGAGUGAUUUACGGCAUCACGAUGACAUUGGUGUGACUGGUGUUGUGAAAGCCGUUCGACGAUUCUCAACCACCGAUCAAUUACCCGAAUUGAAAGACCUUCAGAACAAACUUGUGCCAUUUGCCGAGCAAGCUAGCCUACUAGCCCUCACACACAUCAUUCAAUUGGGUGCUAAACAACGUGUUUUCAAUGCACAACUUAUCGAUGUGAUCAUCAGACGAUUCUUACAGAACUUGGACAAUUUACGAAUCAAAGAUGUGGAACGAGCACUGUUGGCAAUUUCAACGUUCAAUCACAAAACCAACAAUGGCAUUGACAAACAGUUUUGUGACCAGGCUCAAGUGUAUUUACUCAUGUCACUUGAUACUAAAUUCGCGGACUCGUUGAUCCGGUGCAUUUCAUAUUUAGCGGUUUUCGGCGUUGUAGAUGCAAGACUAAUUGACUGGGCAUUGAGUCCGGAAGUACAUGCGCAUGUGUAUGGCGAAUCGAUUAGUGCUGAUGAACAUGCAUUAUUGCUGAUUGAUUCAUAUGCAAAGAUCAAUUUGGCACACACCUAUACGGGGAAUAGGUUGCCGGAGAGUUUGUGCGCUGAACUGAUGUUAAAAGUAUGCGAAGCUGAGGUUGCCGGUCAAAAAUCAGAAUUGGCAAAUGAAAUCAGUGAUGUGCUUAGGACGAAUGGAAUUCAUUGCAUAUCAUCUAGACCAAUUCCACAUGUUCCAUUCCCCGACAUAUUUCUUGUUUACAACAAACGAACGCACAAAGCGAUUAGCAUCUUGAAUGCGAACGCUGAUGGAACCAUACUCGAUGCUAACAGUCUAUACAAAAACAAUCCAAACCUAGAGGCAAUCGCAAUAAUUCCAUGCUUGCAACGUCAACUGGUAUUUAAUACAAAUCGCUACAAUGGCCAAUUUCAGCUCCGAUUAGAUCAACUGCGGAUGUUAGGAUUCAAAACGAUUGUGAUAAAAAAGACAAUUUGGAACUGCUAUAAAUCUCCAGAAGCGAAGCGCAGAUACUUAGCCCUGGAACUCUGUAGAAAUGACGUAUUUUUGCUGAAUAAAGUUGUAAAUUUCGUGUUCAAAUCGAAACCAGGAGAAUAACUACUAGACUGUUGGAUAAAUGUUCAAUUGACUUUUUAUUCCUUUGAAUCAAAUUGUUUAACAAUCAAAAUGAAGAAAAAAAUUAAACUUGUUUAGUAAUAAAUUGGAAUAUUCUUUUCCGAAAACAAAAA